UCGGGGGCCUGGUUCUCCUCACUGUGGCUGUAAUGGCGGUUGCUCCAGUAAAAGCCUAUCUGGACCUCAUUUCGCAGCCCUGCAGGGCUCUGCUGAUCUUCCUCAAACACAACCAGAUCCCUCACACGGUGCAGAGCGUGGCUCUGAGGAGAGGAGAGCAGAAGAGCGCAGAGUUCACCCGCCUGAACCCCAUGCAGAAAGUCCCUGUGAUCGAACACAAGGGCUUUGUCCUGACUGAGAGUGACGCUAUAUUAAAAUAUCUGGCGACGGUGUGUAACGUCCCGGAGCACUGGUACCCCCGUGAGCCAAUGCGGAGGGCUCGGGUGGACGAAUACACAGCCUGGCACCACACCAACACACGCCUGCACACCCACAAGGUCUUCCUCUCGGAGAUUAUAAUGUCCAGCAUGUUGGGCCGUCCCGCUGACCCGGCCGAGCUGCAGAAAGCUCUGGAGGAGCUGGAGCAGACUCUGCAGAAGCUGGACGAGAUGUUCCUCAAGAGGCAGGCGUUCCUGUGUGGAGACGACAUCAGCAUUGCUGACCUGCUGGCCGUCUGCGAGAUCAUGCAGCCUCUCGGCGGCGGUCGGGACGUCCUGAAGAACCAUCCGAAUCUCCACAGCUGGAGAUCCAGGGUGCAGGCGGUUCUCGGAGAGCCGUUUAACGAAGCUCACAGCAUCCUGUACCGGCUCAGGGACAAAACCGCAGCAAAGCGAUAACCCAAACAUGCUGGAAUAUAUUUAGAUGGUACACGUUGUCGUUUCCUGUGAGGCGUUGCUCCUGCUGGCAGGACUGUAUUUGGUUGAAAGAAAAAGGCAGUAAGUCUAAGUUUUGGUUGCAUGUUCAUACGCUCAUUGUUGGGCCGUUUCCUGAUGAAUAGCCCCAGGCAGGGUUCUGUGGUUGAGCACAGCCAGAGAUUUAAAGACAAAUUAUAUUUCCUCUCGGAAAUAAGAGCGAUUUUGCUCUCUUGUACGGCUGAAAUCGGGUCAAAAUAAAGCUGCCUUAUGGUUAAAAACGUU
This is a messenger RNA of Colossoma macropomum (tambaqui), 1016 nucleotides long. RefSeq names its product glutathione S-transferase theta-1-like. The transcript is spliced from 5 exons. Gene Ontology annotation, molecular function: glutathione transferase activity. The coding region runs from base 33 to 716 and encodes 227 amino acids. Gene Ontology annotation, biological process: glutathione metabolic process. Gene Ontology annotation, cellular component: cytoplasm. The record is from RefSeq and is a predicted model, not a curated record. NCBI's taxonomy places the organism in Eukaryota, Metazoa, Chordata, Actinopteri, Characiformes, Serrasalmidae.